UUAAUGUUCAAUUUUUAUUUCUUAUUUUUUGCUGAUUAUUGCAGGCGAAAAUUCCACAAAAUUCUCUCUCCCAUCUCUCUCAGGAGCAAACAGGUUAUUUCAUGGUUGUUUGAUUUGGGAGAGAAAUUGUGGUUGGUGAAGAAAUAGGCAACGGAAUAAACGAUGGGCAAUUUGAAGCAAGCCCUGAAAAGCCUCGAUGCGUUUCCACGCGCCGAAGAGCAUUUGAUGCUCAAGACAAAAUCCGGCGCCCUCGUUUCUAUCAUUGGACUUGUAAUCAUGGCAACUUUGUUCUUGCACGAGCUGACUUAUUAUAUUUCGACAUACACUGUACAUCAGAUGUCAGUUGAUUUAAAACGUGGAGAAACGCUUCCAAUCCAUAUAAAUAUUACAUUCCCCUCUUUGCCUUGUGAUGUUCUAAGCGUCGAUGCAAUUGAUAUGUCGGGGAAGCAUGAAGUUGAUCUUGACACAAAUAUAUGGAAGCUUCGUUUGAAUAAUGAUGGCCAUAUCAUUGGCACAGAGUAUUUAUCUGACCUUGUUGAGAAGGGAAAUACUGCUCAUGGACAUGAUGACCACAAAGAUCACCAGGAGGAGUCAGAGCAUAAAAUUAAACUCCAUAAUCUUGAUCAAGAAGCUGAAAAUAUGGUCAAGAAGGUGAAGCAGGCAUUGGCUAACGGUGAAGGUUGCCGGGUAUAUGGUGUUCUAGAUGUCCAAAGGGUUGCCGGGAACUUUCAUAUCUCAGUCCAUGGAUUGAACAUUUUUGUUGCCCAAAUGAUUUUUGAGGGCUCUUCUCAUGUCAAUGUAAGUCAUAUAAUUCACGAUUUAUCGUUUGGGCCCAAAUAUCCCGGAAUACAUAACCCACUUGACGAGACAUCCCGGAUUUUGCGUGGAGCAAGUGGAACGUUCAAGUACUACAUAAAGAUUGUUCCAACUGAAUACAAGUACAUCUCGAAGGAAGUUUUACCUACAAAUCAAUUCUCUGUCACCGAGUACUUUUCUCCGAUUCAUGAGUUCGAUAGAAAUUGGCCUGCUGUAUACUUUUUGUAUGAUUUGUCACCAAUUACCGUGACAAUUAGGGAAGAACGUCGUAGUUUCCUCCACUUCAUUACACGUCUCUGUGCAGUACUGGGUGGUACAUUUGCAUUAACAGGAAUGCUAGAUAGAUGGAUGUACAGGUUCAUCGAAUCAUUCACAAAACCAAAUGCUAGAAGUACCGUACGGUGAUUUGGGGUUCAAAACUUUAUGUGCACGAGGAAUUUCGUAAUGCAAACAGUAUACAGUUCUGAUGAAAUGAGCACACAAGUCAAUAGCUAUGAAGAAACUACUAAAUUAACAAACACCCCCACCCCCCUCUCGUCCCUUGUCCUCGGUUUUAUCUAAUUUUUGAUAUUGUUGUAUUUAUUAUAUUGGGGAUUUUUUUAGUUUGAUGUUUUAGUGUGCGAUUGUAAUUUAUAUAUCAUUCUUGUAAAAGUGACUUUCGUGUUUUUAGUAACAACCUGUAUGGACUUGCCAUAAAACAAAAAUUUGUGCAAAAAAAUUUCUUACAAAAA
Messenger RNA from Erythranthe guttata (spotted monkey flower), 1547 nucleotides. RefSeq names its product Endoplasmic reticulum vesicle transporter protein. The record is from RefSeq and is a predicted model, not a curated record. Gene Ontology annotation, cellular component: COPII-coated ER to Golgi transport vesicle; endoplasmic reticulum. NCBI's taxonomy places the organism in Eukaryota, Viridiplantae, Streptophyta, Magnoliopsida, Lamiales, Phrymaceae.